AUGUAUGUAAAUCUUGGAAAAUUCUGGGAUGCUUACAAGGUGUUUGAAGAAAUGCCCAUGAGAAGUAAUGUGUAUGUUUUUGAUUGUAUAAUUAACGGGUUUGGAUAUAUUCGGAGUUAUAAGGAUGUUUUGGAUGUUUUUGACAAGAUGGUUGGGUUUUGUGUCGUUCCGAGUGUACAUUCUCUUUGUCAUGUAAUUAAGGCUUGUAGUGAAGUAAAUAGUAUUGAAAAAGGACUUUUUGUAUAUGAUUAUGUGAAAGAACAUAGGUUCGGUGUUCACUUUGUUGUAAUGAAUUCGUUGAUUACAAUGUUUGUGAAAUUGGAUAGGUUGGAUUUUGCGCGAAAAGUUUUUGAUAAUGUGGUUCAUAAGGACAUAGUUUCUUGGAAUUCAAUUAUUACAGGAUAUGCACAAAACAAGAACUGGGAAAAAGUGUUUGACCUUUUUAUAUGCUUAAGGCGAGAUGAAAAUCUGGUCCCGAAUGUUGUUACGUUUUUAGGUUUACUUGCAAGUGUAGGGCAUGCUAAGGAAGCUGGUAUUGGAAUGAGUAUUCAUGGUCACUUGAUAUGUACCGGUUUAUAUUUUGAUGUUCAGUUGGGAACUGCUGUUUUCGAUAUGUAUGCAAAAUGUGAAAGGCUUGACUAUGCUGAAGUUGUAUUUGAAGAAGACUUGAUAAGAAAGACUUUGGUGUCAUGGAAUGCACUGAUUUCUUCAUAUAAACGGAAUGGUUAUGACCGAGAGGCGGUGGAGUUUUUUGAAAGGAUGGUGGUAGAACCAGAUAUACAACCAGAUUCUUUCUCGUUUGCUAACGUACUUCCUGCUUAUAAAAGCCUGGGAAACAUCCAACGAAUUAAGUUAACUCAUUCAGUGAUUAUUAAGAUGGGUCUAGACAUUGAAAAAGACAUUGUUUUGUCCACAGCAUUGUUGGAUGCAUACGGAACGUGUUCAGAUGUGAUAACAGCUGAAUAUUUGUUUGCUUGCAUUCAUCACCCGAAUACUGCAACAUGGAAUGCAUUAAUUUCUGUAUAUAAUAUGAAUAACCUAAUUGAGAAAGGGAUGCUUACAUUUCGUGAAAUUGUUCGCCUGAAGGUGUCUUUCGAUUCUUUAACCAUCGUUGCUAUAUUUCAAUCAUGUGGAUUAUCGGGUUCUCUAAAGCAAGGUAAUAUGAUCCAUGGGUUUUGUUUAUUAAAAGGAUUUUUAUCACAUCUUAUUAUUGGGAAUGCCUUGAUAGACAUGUAUAUGAGAUGUGGAUGCACCAAAAGUGCUGAAGCGUUUUUCAGGUCAAUGUAUAUAGAAAACAUAGUUACAUGGAAUACUAUGAUCUAUGGUUACAUGAAAAACAGAUGUUUCUUCGAUGGUCUUAAAAUCUUUCAUGAAAUGCAAUCAGAGAGUGAGCAUAAACCAGAUUCUGCAUCAAUAAUCUCUUUACUCCAUGGAUCUUAUGGUGUCUCGGCUUGUAAUCUUGAUUUAUAUCAUGCUUAUAUCUUGAAACAAGGUCUGGCUUCUGAAACACAAGUUGUUAAUAGUUUGAUUGAUGCGUAUGCAAAAACUGGAAUUAUCAAAAAGGCUAGAGAAUUGUUUAUGCAAUAUGAUUUUGUGAAAGAUCAGAGCUCAUGGAACAUAAUGAUUGCAGGAUAUGGAAUGAAUGGUCAAGGGGGUGAGUCAAAUCAACUUUUUUAUCAAAUGGUGAAUAAUGGGUAUGCGCCCGAUGCUAUCACAUUCACAUCUUUGCUGUCAUCUUGCAGCCAUUGCGGUCUUGUUAAAGAUGGCUGCAAGUUCUUUGACCUAAUGAUCACCAAGUACAAGAUUCAACCAAGUUUAGAGCACUGGACAUGCAUUAUUGACAUGCUAGGACGGGCAAAUGGGUUGGAAGAAGCAUAUGAUGUGAUCAAAGCCUGGAUUUAUCAGAAAUCAUGCGAGUGUGUCCCAUUGAACAGUGUUGCUGUUUGGGGAGCUCUCUUGAGUGCCUGUAGAAACUACAUGAACAUGGAGGUAGGAGAAAUUGUAGGGCAGAAGCUGUCAAAAAUGGAACCUGGUAAUUCUGAGUAUUACUCACUAAUCUCUAAUAUGUACUCAUCAAACGAGAAAUGGGAAGAAGCAGUAGAAAUCAGGAAAGUUUUUGGAGAUGGGAAAGUGAUAAAGAAACGGGGGUUUAGCAGUUUGAAGAGUUGAUCUACUGAAUAUUGUAGAAGCAAUUACUACAAUAUGAAGUCUCUCACACAAGGCAUUUUACACUUCAAGUCUCAAUCAUCACACAGAGCAGACGGACAUAUUAGGUCUUUUAAAUAUGGCAAUCUCAUGAAACCAAAUCUCAUCUAGCAAAAUGGCUGGAAAUUCAAUCAACAUUGUUGCAAAAGCUGUAGGUGAGUUCCAAAAUUCGUUGCAUGAUAACUUGACAAAAUACAAAGACAGCCUCUUCCAAGGAAAAACGAGUUUCCUAUUUCAGCAAGCUCCUAAGGUAAUCUUGUUCCUGGAUAUGAGAUAUGUAAGUUAACAUCCUUUACUGAUUCACUAUUGUGUCAACCUUUUAAGAUAAUAGGACUCAUGAAUUCUUGUAUAUAUUAAUUCAGUGUUUCAGUUUUGACUA
Molecule: messenger RNA, 2584 nt
Organism: Erigeron canadensis
Lineage: Eukaryota; Viridiplantae; Streptophyta; Magnoliopsida; Asterales; Asteraceae
Product: pentatricopeptide repeat-containing protein At4g21300-like
Exons: 1
Coding region: 1-2169 (722 amino acids)
Biological process (GO): RNA modification
Molecular function (GO): RNA binding; protein binding
Source: RefSeq, a predicted model, not a curated record